Molecule: messenger RNA, 943 nt
Organism: Larimichthys crocea (large yellow croaker)
Lineage: Eukaryota; Metazoa; Chordata; Actinopteri; Sciaenidae
Gene: ncbp2as2
Product: NCBP2 antisense 2 (head to head)
Exons: 1
Coding region: 144-449 (101 amino acids)
Source: RefSeq, a predicted model, not a curated record
GUUUGUAGGUAUUGUUAUUUUUGUUUGUUUGACGUCACAGCCGCAGCACACAUGACGGUGGAAGCUAACUGACUGUGACCUCUGCUGUCAUUACGCAGGAGCGACAGGACAGCGAGCUGUGAGCUAACGUGUCCGUGUACAACAUGCUCUCUCGGUUGUUAUUUAACCUCAUCAACAGCCUCCAUGUCGUCGAGAAGUUGGCAGAGUCUCGCCCGAUCCGCAGGGCGGCUCAGAUCACAGCAUACGCCAUCACCAAGGCUCAGAUAGCCGGCCGGGACGCCUCGGAGCGGGUCAUGCGGUCCCAUACGCUGCGGCAGGUCCGAGAAGAGCCCGGCAAAGUGCCCGGCGAUCUGGGAGAGAUGAGCGGCCGUCUGCGAAGAGUCCGAGAGACAUUCGUCAGUGAGGUGAAGGGGGGACGGAAGGAAGGAUCCAGACGGAUCAAGAAAUAAACAGGGUGUUAAUCAGACUGGGUAUCCAGCUUUUGUGCUUGGAGUAACAUCUCAUGUGUGUGUGACCGUCAGGCUGACUGUGGAAGAAACAAGUACUGAAGGAGAACAGUGUGGUGUGUAACUUCAACCAUCACAGUGUUAAUGUGAAGAGGUAUACGCUGACUCAUCACCUCAAAUCUAUUCGAAUGAAACACAUUCAAUGUUCUAAAACAUCUUCAAAUUUCAAAGUCAGAUUUCGGACUAGUGUGGAAAGUUUAAGCCUGCUUCUCUACAUGAACUUGACAAGUCACUUGAAACCUUUCUGAGGAUAACACUCUAUUGAUGGUCUUCAUGUUAAUAUGUGAUUGAAAACAACCAUCUCCCUCAAUGCAGCUGCACUCAGGCACCUGCCAACAAGCUUUUAUAGAUCUACAUGUAGAGAGAUGUGUAUGUAUAGGUAAUGAAUACACCUUUUUGCUGUGACUGUAUCAAUAAAGAUUAGAAUUUAUAAGACA